CGUCAUAAUAAAAGAAACAUCACUUGAUACAAAAUAAUUUAAAAAUGACAAUUUACAAUUUAUAUAUUUUCGAUCGAAAUGGUACAAUAUUAUUUUAUAAAGAAUGGAAUCGAACCAAACAAUCUGGAAUGUCUAUCGAAGAGGAAGCAAAAUUAAUGUAUGGAAUGUUAUUUUCCAUAAAAAGUUUUGUCAGUAAAAUAUCACCGUAUGAUUCGAAAGAGGGAUUUCUUUAUUAUAAAACGAGUAAAUAUGCAUUAAAUUUCUUAGAAACACCAUCAGGUUUAAAAUUUGUUAUGAAUACGGACACGACAGCAACACGAGAUGCUAGAGAAUUGUUACAAGAAAUUUAUUCGAAGGUUUACGUCGAAUAUAUUGUUAAGAAUCCCGUUUGUCAAUUAAACGCUCCAAUAACUAGUGAUUUAUUUCGAGUUAAAUUAGAUGAACUAAUUAAAAAAACUUCUAUAUAUAAUACAAAACAUUUAUAAAUUUAAUAAAUUAUUUA
Molecule: messenger RNA, 502 nt
Organism: Chrysoperla carnea
Lineage: Eukaryota; Metazoa; Arthropoda; Insecta; Neuroptera; Chrysopidae
Gene: Bet5
Product: trafficking protein particle complex subunit 1
Exons: 3
Coding region: 45-485 (146 amino acids)
Biological process (GO): endoplasmic reticulum to Golgi vesicle-mediated transport
Cellular component (GO): TRAPP complex
Source: RefSeq, a predicted model, not a curated record